Molecule: messenger RNA, 507 nt
Organism: Gongylonema pulchrum
Lineage: Eukaryota; Metazoa; Nematoda; Chromadorea; Rhabditida; Gongylonematidae
Source: the annotation of a GenBank genome assembly
ACAGCGUGUCGUGAGCUCAAAAGUGCUAUCACUCAGCACAACGGCAUAAUGCACGAUAUACGUCCACUGCUGAAAUUUUUCGCUCAUGUAAGCCCUACAGAUGAAAUUGUUCUAAUUCUUUUGUCCGGUGUUGCAUCACGUGGUGGUCAGUUUGUUAGCGAUCUUGGCUCUAAGAAGAUCAAAAGGAUUGGAGCAGUAAUUUGUAACGUCUCUGAAGGUGAAAUCACAGGGCAAGAUGGCACACCUGUUAUUCAAGUGGUGCCGAAACCGUGCGCUGAAAGAUAUGAGGGACAGCAACAACAAAAUCUACAUGGGAAGCAUGUUGUGAAACGAGUGCUGAUGAAACUGGACGGCGUUGUUUCAAACGAUUCAGGCAAGAACCAGAAGGAUGUACACGGCAAAACUGAGACUUUGACUGUUGCUGAACAGGUUGAUUUAUUGAUUCGACAGGCUAUGGACAUAAGCAACUUGUCUUUGAUGUACGAAGGAUGGACAGCUUGGGUAUAG